Molecule: messenger RNA, 6933 nt
Organism: Exaiptasia diaphana
Lineage: Eukaryota; Metazoa; Cnidaria; Anthozoa; Actiniaria; Aiptasiidae
Product: integrator complex subunit 1
Exons: 51
Coding region: 49-6657 (2202 amino acids)
Biological process (GO): U2 snRNA 3'-end processing
Cellular component (GO): integrator complex
Source: RefSeq, a predicted model, not a curated record
UGGCGGCCUCCUUUCAGUGUAUAUCGAAAAUCUUCGUUUUGUUGUAAAAUGAGUAAACAACCUGCUCAAAGGAGACCUAAGCCAGGAGUUAGAAGUCAUCACCCAACUGGGGACCUCAUUGCUCUUGGUCCAAAAACACAAGGGGCAAGAAAUUCUGAUUCUGAUCUAAAGCCAAUACAAGCACCCAAGCCAAUACCAGUACAACUACCCAAAAAAAGCAUUAGCCUUGGAUCUAGUGAAAGAAAACGAGAAUCUCCCAACUCAACCCUUGGAACUCCAAAAAGAACCAAAGUCCUCAAUUCUCCGCAGUAUUCUCCUCAUAGCACUAAGGGAGGGGAGGGUGAAAGAAGACCAAGUAGUAGCAGUGCACAAUACUUUUCUUCACAUAUAUCUCCCAUUGAAGUUAAUCCCUCAGAUUUAGAAAGACUUGUGUUAGAAGCAGAGACCAAUGAAGACAGGACAAGAGUUGAUGGUUUGUUGCUUGGUGCAAUAAAAACUCUCAAGACAAAUAAAARCAAGCCUGACCCUGUGACUUAUCUUAGUCUUUUAUAUCUUGCUAAAACAAAGCCAGAAUGUUUUGCAUCUUCUAGAGUUAUUGAGGCUUUGACAUCUUUACUUAAGCGAGAUAGCAUACUGAACAUCAAAACCAACAAAGCAUUGGCUUCAUUGGUACCUAUAAUGACUGUUAAUAUACUAUUGUACAUAUUCCAAGAUACUGAGGACUGGCCAGAAACAUUUGUCAAGGUUUUUGUAGAAGACUCCCUGGGUGAUCGUAUAUGGGUUGAUAGUGAAGCUUGUCAGAUAUUUGUUGAUAACAUUCUCACGGCAUUUGGUACCAAGCAACAGCCAAAGACAAUCAGCCGUCAGAGUAGUGAUCCAGGGUCCAAGAGUGAACAGUUACCCACCCUGCCUGUUACAGCUGCUACCACUACAACUAUUUUUAUGCCAUCAAAAGAAGGGGAAGACACAAUCACUGAAGAAAUAGAUUUGAGUUCAAAUGAAGAAGAUGCAACAUCUGUUAUUCCAAGGUUCACUUCGCCAUCAGUCAAGUACAAUGUAUCAACAUACCUUUUAGAGAUUGUCACAGAACAAUUGAAUCGAAGGCAGCCUGUUGACAAUAUAUCMAGGAAUUUAUUACGUCUUCUUAUGGUGACAUGUGGUAACAAUCAAGUCAGGCUUCUUGUGUCUCAGAGGAUUGAAGUUUGGUUGCAAAACCCAAAGUUGACUCGUCCUGCUCAAGAGCUUCUGUCCUCACUAUGUUUGAAUUGCAACAGUCAUAGCCAUGAAGAUAUUGAAAUCAUUAGUAAUUUGAUAAAGAUGAGACUAAAGACGAAGUUACUUUCAAAUCAUUAUGUCUCCUGUAUAAGGGAACUGUUAAGUCAACAUACUGAGAAUCUUUCUACAGUCAUGAAGCAUGUCAUCUAUAAUGAGUUAUCUAAUGCACGCAACCCUAACAACAUGAACCUGUUGGCAACAAUGUUUCARUAUAAACCAGAAGCUUCAUCAAAGAUACUGGCAAUGGUAUUUCAGGAUUUACUAAUGAAUAAAGAAGACUAUUUAAGAGCAUGCAGAGCUUUAUUAAGGGAAGUAGUACGUUUUCUGAGAUAUGGUCCUUUAAACUUUGUGGCUUUAUGCCGAGGAUUUAUGCAAGAAAGGACAGACUCACAAUUCAAAGACCUUGAUGGAUCUGUAAAGGAAAGAAUGUUCAUGUCUCUGGCUGAUCUGAUUGCCAUGGCAACUAUGCUAUCUAUCACACCUGCUGUCAAAGAGCGCUAUGCUGAUUUUAAGAGAGGAGAUACAAAAGGUCUGUCAGUCUUGCAAGAAUUCCAAAAGAAUGUAUCAACCAUUCAAAGGGAUUGCGUGUAUUGGCUGCAUACUGUUGUACCAAAAAUGUUUAAUGUAACUGGACAGGAUUUUCAUACUUGUCUACAAAAGGUACUUUACCUGGAAACCAUUGACAAUUACUGUACCAAGGAUGGCUGGCCACAAGAAUGUGAUAGAAGUUUAUUUUACAGCCUUUCAAGUGAGGUUCCAGUUCAAGAGGACACUUUAAUGAGAAUUAUAAUCAUAGGGUUAGCUAAUGAACUGCCUUUGAAUGCCCCUGAAGCUCUUGACAUCGCAGAUAGGAUAGUACGAAGGGCUGCUACUAUUAAAACAGGUGUUACACAGCUUAAAGUCACACGACAAGAGUUACUAGAUGCUAUGUUAAAUCUAUGUGCCUAUCAUCACCCCAAAGACAUCCAACUACCRUCUGGUUAUAUCCCUCCUAAGCUGGCCAUUUCCAAUCURUACUGGAAGGCAUGGAUGCUGUUGACCAUAGUAGCAUCUCUGAACCCUGACUCUAUUGGUCAGUCAGGAUGGGAGAAUUUCCCGAUGUUAAAAAGUCUGAUGGAGAUGAUCAUGACCAAUAACUGUGUCUUUCCACCUCCAACUAUUGCAUCGACUACUGAAGAAAAAGAACAAAUGAUUGCAGAAGACAGACAGCUAGUACAGAUUGAAAAAGAAGAAAUUCUUCAGUUUGAGUCUCAUCUUGCUGCUGCUACAACUGGAGUAAACAUCACAGAAAGCAACAGUUUGUUGUUGAGUCAGUUAAUCACAAUGGACCCAGUUGGYCCAGCAAGAAGACCCCCACAGUCUUUYAUGGAUGAACUCAAGACAGCUAAUAGCUCACUAAAACUGGGACAAAAGCUUUGYCGUAGUCGUCAACCAGACUUUUUACUGGAUAUUAUACAAAGACAGGGAACAUCACAAAGCAUGCCGUGGCUAGCUGAGUUAGUGCAGUCUUCAGAGGGUUCACUAGAUGUUUUGCCAGUUCAAUGUCUUUGUGAGUUUCUACUGAUGGAACAGCAGUCGUCAGAAAAAGCAAAUGAAGAAUUAACUAACAAAAAAAUGAAUAACCAGAGACAUGUCUUGUUACGUCUUCGUUGUCUGUUAAAUGGAUCAUCAGCCGAUGGUGAUGCUACUGUAGAAGUAUUGGAAUAUUUCAUGAGACGUUUAUCAUCUGGGAUCACCAAAGAGAGAAAUGCUGCCCUCAAGGGUCUUGAGUUGGUUCUUUCUCAAGAGAGCUCCACCAAUGAUGAUGAUGUAUCAGUUGUCAGUUUCUCAGAUGAUGUGUCAUUAGUGAAUGCAAUAGAAGAAAUGUCAUUCCAAGAGAGCACCACAUCUACAUUACCUAAUGAACUGAAAUGGCUUCUUGUUCAYCUUCCAAGACUGCCUCACUUUGACAUCGUUAAACCAAUUUGCUGCUUUGCAUUAAGACAGUGUUGUCAAGUAGAGAUUGAGCCACAGCGACUUCAAGCUUACYUGGUGUUUUUAUCUCAACACUCUGGUGGUCCAACAGAAGAAGAAUUCACUGACACAUUAUUGGAGAUUUCUCAGUUAGUGAUAGCAAGACCAACUAUUUUCAAUCAAGUUCUUGAGGGAUCGCCUGCAGCUCUAGAGACCUUUCAAGCACUACUUGGCAUGUACCAAUGUGCUGUUGAACAUGCGAUGACUGUACAGGACAAUUCUUACUUUGAGAGUAAUACUCAGGACCAGUUGUUUGCUCAGUGGUCUAAAGAUACCYUAUAUCCAGGCAAAGCUGCCACCAUGCAUGCCCUUGUAAUACAAGCAUCUAUUUUACUGCUUACAUGGCCUGAACCUACAGAGAAUCCACUCACCUACCKWKCCUUACUGGAUUGUUGGUGUCCAGAAAAUGGUCAUAUCAGAGUGUAUUUGACUGAUACAGGAGAAGAAGCCAUGUUAUUACCAGAAUGGUUAAGACUUAGAAUGAUAAGAGCUUCUUCWCAUCGUGUUGUUGAUGCAGCAAUGACUGAUUUAGUACCGUCMCAACUAGUCUUGUUUGUACAGUCUUUUGGUAUCCCUGUGUACAGCAUGAGCAAACUUCUUCAGCAACUAGAUCUGGCAGCAGAAGAGGAUGCMUUGAGUGUGAGUGAAGCUGUCAUUGAUAAAGCUUACAUGGUUCAGUUAGUAGAGGUACAGCARCAAAGAGGAGCAGAAGGAGGAACCACAUUUUGUUCACUWUUGGCUGAUGAACCACAUCUCAAGACUCCUACUGCAUUCAAMGAAGAAAACGAUAUACCUAAACCAUUGGUUAUCAAACCACUUCAUCCUGAGAAACAUGAACUUAUGCAGUCACAGGAAGAUAGCAUUGAAGAGAUGAUAUUGAAGUGUCUUCAACUURAAGUAACAAAUGCAGGUGAAACAAGACAGAUUGAGAACAACAUGAAAAGGUUUUUAACCAAUGAUUUGAUCAGCUUGAACAAASAUAAAAAUACAGAUUGUAGUUGGUCAGAAGACAUGAUUUCAWCCUUGAUCUAUGUAUUAAAUACUUCUGAUAGUGACAAUGUUAACAUGGUCUGUGAUAAAAAGAGUAAUUUCCUUUGUGCAAUUUUAAGGUUACUUGGAGCUAGACAGAAUGUUCUUCCUGUGGCAUCCAAGCUAAGAAGUAGCUUUCCUGAACUUCUCAAAACUCUUUCUUCAAAAURUCUUCCAGAUGGUCCAUUGACAAAGAUAGUUCAACAGUUAACAAAACAAUUUAAUAUACAAACAGAGAAACCAAGCCGUGUUGAAGCCUCCAAAAGAUUARCUGAAAUUUCACAAGAAAAGUUCAAUGAUGAGUCAGUUGUAAGAGGUUUUAUUUUGCAARCAAAGAAAGUAUCAUCAGAAUUCACUAUAGACACAGAAACAGCAGUGAAAGCUUGCAUGAAUAUCAAGUCAAAGAAUCCUCAAUCACUAGAACAGUUUUGUAAAGCACUGUUUAGUGUCAUCAUCAAUCAGAUUGGUCAACCUGAAGAGUCGCCAUGGAAUUCAUCGCAAUCUUUGCCAUUGCAAACAUGCAUUCAAACCCUAACGUCGUUGUUACAAGAUGAAAAUCAUGUUCUGAGUCGUGGUUUGUUUGUUGACUGGCUGGAAACACUUGACCCUGAAAUAGUGGAUGUACACCCUCUUCUGCAAAGGCAGAUUUUAUUCAGUGAUAGACCACAUGUAGAAACACAAAACCGGUCRCUGACAACAAGCAGCAGUAAUUCAUAUUUACUGGCAUCACUUGCACAUAACUCUAAAUACUCCACAUUGCAAGACUGUUUGGACUGGUUGCUAGGACAACAUACAAACAGACUUACACCUGGUGCAGCUCUGGACUUUCUCUGGACAUGUUACCACCUUCCUCGGUUAUGGCAAGGACGGGAACAACGGUCAACAACUCAUUCUGUGGACAAAGAAGUGUUGUCUCUAACACAAGCACAGACCUGUCAUGUUGCUUUGCUCAUCUUAUCUGAAAUAGAGGAUGCUGUCAAACAGUUUUGUGAAAAGAAAGGUGUUGAUUGGGAAAACUUGUGCCAAGAAACAACAUUGCCUGAUGGUGAAUUAAGAUCACAAUUGAAUAAAGUGAUUCUAGGCGUAACUCAGCAAAGRAUGCCACUAAUGCUGCAGUGCUGUGUUGGUCAAGAUCUUAAACCAAUAGUUGACYACUCAUCCAAUGAUCAAAGGUAUCCUAAAUGGCUAAGAGCACCAUUCCUCAUUCACCUAUACCUAGCACAUCCACACAUAUACARCGGCUUGGAUAAACAGGACUUGUUUUCUUCCAGUGCUUUCACAGAAGCAACAGAAUGUCAGAUGGACAGCUUAUGUCACUGUGCACUGACUGCCCUGGCCGACUGUAGACCAGGUCGUGAAUAUGAAGACAGUGCGAACACCUCUAGUUUGCUGUGUAGAAAGAUUGCAUCUACACAUCCAAUGCUGUUCUUAAGACAUCUUCCAAUGAUUAACUGUCUAUUACGUGGUCGAGUUCAUUUAACCUCUAAAGAGUUCAACAUCAAUCAACAUCUGUUGUUAUUUUCACAUAUUCUGGGAAUCCUUGAUCUACUGCGUCCUUAUGUAUUUAGCAAUGACAAGUUCAUUGAGGAUAGUUUAGAAGACAUGCUGACCGUUUACUUUGAACUGAUACAGUCAUCAUGUUUGAGUAGCAAAGAACUCGCUGGUGUUGUGUCAAAGUUUGCAGAGUUUUUCUAUCAUUUUUGUACGUCAAAACCUGACAAAUCGUUUCCCAUUUUACAAGCAAAUGCAGCUGUGCUUCAUGAUCUKUUAAGCAACUUUCCGGAGUUGUCAUCAUUAAAAUGCCUAUCAAGYGCUUUGUCUGUACCCAGUGCUGCUCCACUGCCCAAAGGAUCAUUUCAUUCAYUSAUAAUGCCAUUAGAGACCUCUUCCUGGACACCAGCACAGUUAGCACCAGUUAUACAACAGCUGUCACCUUCAGAACCAUUACCAGACAUAAUCAGRGCACUAACUGAUYUGGAUGAGACGUCAAAGAGAAGAGUAGAUAUUUUACAACAUUUUAUGGCUGAGUUGAAUCGACUGACUACGAACCCCGAUAACAGUGUGCGUACGAAGGCACAUACACUAAUCCAGAGACAUAUGAGGCAGAACCCAAGAGACGCGCAAAAAUUUGUUGAGUCUUUUAUGGAAUGUUUGACUUGUACAUCACCUGACGUCACUCUAACUGCAGCCAAGUUUACACCUGAAUUUAUCGUCCUGGGUUGUGAAUACUCCAGUCUUCUGCUUCAAAAGCUCUUCUCUGUAGCCGUUAAUGAAAGACUUGACGUUGUGUCAUCAUUGGCGAGAAGUAUCCAACUUUUAAACCUCGAAUUCUCGAAAUAGGAAACGUACAAAUCCCUCGAUAUAUUACUAUAUGUCUCGAAUUUGAAUAGUAACUUGUGCUGAAAAUUCUAAUGUGACUUUUCCUCCCGACCCAUACCAGAUCCCUACCAAGUUAAUCUCUAUUAACAACUGACAGACGACAUGCCGAACAUCCUGUUUAGUCUGUCUACUUCACAUUAGUCAAAUCUAAACCCAUACAAACUGUCAAAACAGUGUUAGUUUAUAAUGUAAACAAUGUAAAAUUACAAGAUCAUUAAAAACACGUUGGUCUUAAUA